Hibiscus syriacus is the source of this 1527-nucleotide messenger RNA. RefSeq names its product serine/threonine-protein kinase UCNL-like. Gene Ontology annotation, cellular component: nucleus; cytoplasm; plasma membrane. The coding region runs from base 143 to 1405 and encodes 420 amino acids. Gene Ontology annotation, molecular function: ATP binding; protein serine/threonine kinase activity. The record is from RefSeq and is a predicted model, not a curated record. Gene Ontology annotation, biological process: protein phosphorylation. NCBI's taxonomy places the organism in Eukaryota, Viridiplantae, Streptophyta, Magnoliopsida, Malvales, Malvaceae. The transcript has a single exon.
AAAAACCUUACUUUCACCAGAAACAGAUACUGGUACUCCAAACCAACCAAAACCAAACUACGUCUCUAUUCUCUACCCAUCUAUAUGUAUAUAUCAAAAAACCCAGACCAAACCCAUCAACACUUAGCUUUCUUCCUCUGAAAUGGUUAUGGGUAAUAAUAAUCCUUCAUCUUCACCCGAGUUAGAUUUUGAGAACCUCAAAGCCAUCAAAAUCCUUGGCGAAGGAGCCAUGGGGCGUGUCUUCCUCGUGCACCACACGUCGACGGAUCCCACCGCCCGUUCCACCUUUGCCCUCAAGGUUGUCCAGAGAUCCCGACGUGACGCUGACCGUCGAGCCCGUUGGGAAAUGGAGGUCUUGGCCAGGCUUUCCUCUCCCGACCCAACUCUUCACCACCCAUUUCUCCCUCGUCUUUUGGGUCGCCUUGAAACUCCCGACCUUAUUGCCUGGGCUGUCCCUUACUGCCCUGGCUCCGACCUCAACGUCCUUCGUUAUCGUCAACACGACCGCGUUUUCUCCGCCGCUGUCAUCCAGUUUUACCUGGCUGAGAUCCUCUGCGCUCUCGACCACCUUCAUUCACAGGGCAUCGUUUACCGAGACCUCAAGCCUGAAAACAUCCUCAUUCAACAAUCGGGUCACGUCACUUUAACUGAUUUCGACCUUUCACGAAACUUAAAGAAGAAGCAAUCAUCACACCCUGAAAAUGUAUUUCUCGACAAGAAGGAUCCCAAUUCAUUGCCUGCUAUUCCGUUUCAACGUAAACAUCGCAUAAGCUUCGCCCAAUGGGUCCCUGUCGUGGAUGAUAAAAAACAUGGCAAAGCUCAUAAUAAAAAACCAAAAUCUUCUCGAGUCAGCCCAGUGAGUCGGAGGAAGCUCAGUUUCUCAAACGGGGAACGUUCAUACUCGUUCGUGGGCACGGAGGAAUACAUCUCACCUGAAGUAGUACUCGGGGACGGACAUGGAUUCGCCGUCGAUUGGUGGGCACUUGGAAUACUAAGCUACGAGAUGUUCUACGGUACGACACCCUUCAGAGGGAAGAACCGCAAGGAGACGUUUCGAAACGUUUUGUACAGAGUGCCGGAGUUCAUGGGACCACGGAACGAUUUGACGGAUUUGAUCGGACGGUUAUUGGAGAAGGAUCCGACAAAAAGACUAGGAUAUCACAGAGGAGCGUGCGAGAUCAAGGAGCACGCGUUCUUUAGAGGGGUCAUGUGGGACCUCUUAACGAGUGUGUCACGACCGCCGUUCAUUCCGUCAACAGAAGACGACGGCUCGACGGAGAAAGUAGUGCCGGGACAAAUAGAUAUAUUGGAAUAUUAUGAGAGUUUAAAGUCUCCGUUGUUGAUGCCACAGUCAAAAUCACCGUCACCGGAGCACAGACGAAACUAUUCUUUCACGGUGUACUAGUGCACUUGUGAGGUAUUGUAUGCACGUGUAAGGCUGAGCUAGAUAAAUUUAAAAUUUAUUGUUUAACUUUUUCGUUUUGUAAGACUAGUGUACAUAGAGUAAGGGUAGCAACGCGAAAAAUG